AUGGGAAAGCGCAAGAAGUCGUCGAGAGGCCCUCAGGGUCCAAAAAGGGCCGACCCUCUACCUACUGUUUUCACCUGUCUCUUCUGCAAUCACGAGAGCUCAGUUACGGUCAAGCUGGACAAGAAGGCUGGUGUUGGCCAACUGGACUGUCGCGUGUGCGGGCAGAAGUUCCAAUGCGCCGUCAACUGUACGUUCGCUUUCGCAUUCACUGGAUCAAUCAUUGACAUUGCCUUCUUUUGCGUAGAUCUCUCUGCCGCUGUUGAUGUCUAUGGCGAAUGGGUCGAUGCCGCAGAUGCGGUUGCCAAGGAAGAUAGCAGCGCCCAAGGAUACGCGGGUACAGCCAGACCUCCUGGGCGAAGAUUGACGAGUAAAGCCGCAGCAGGCGACGAUGACGAUGACCGAUACGAUGGCGAGGGCAUUGUGGGCGACGACGAGAUAUGA
This is a messenger RNA of Clonostachys byssicola, 441 nucleotides long. The record is from the annotation of a GenBank genome assembly. NCBI's taxonomy places the organism in Eukaryota, Fungi, Ascomycota, Sordariomycetes, Hypocreales, Bionectriaceae.